Messenger RNA from Paracoccidioides lutzii Pb01, 369 nucleotides. RefSeq lists its product as hypothetical. The record is from RefSeq and is a predicted model, not a curated record. The coding region runs from base 1 to 369 and encodes 122 amino acids. The transcript has a single exon.
AUGGCCCGAAUCUUUAACGAUGUGUGGACGUGCUGCAAUUGUGACGGUCCAAACCUCAUCGCCAAUGCACCUAGCAAAUGCCCUGUUUGUUCACAUCAAAGAUGUUCAUCUUGCAUUGUGGGCAGAAGCAGACACGCCAUGUCCACUUCCAAUUCUGCAGUUUGGCAAGCUCGAAACCGAUCGCAUCAACAUUGGGCUAUAGACGAAUUUCUGUCGGUGCUCCCCCGACCUCUGACCACCAUUGUUUCUACCCCAUAUGCUGGCAGCAACAACGGAAUUCCUCAAGUGAACUUCACAGUUGUGAGACGCGAGGUCCAUUCGACUAUUGACCCCAAGGUGCUUGCUAGACCUUCCAUGAGAGGAUCGUAG